AAGAAGAAUCUCCCUACUUCCGGAUACUUCCCCAUGCUUUCAGUGUUUGUUUACACCCCUGUACACAAUGCUGACUAUUCUGUCCAGUCGUAGUGGUUAUGUUCGUUGUUACUGGUAGUAUAAUAUAAUUUUUACGUGUAGUUAUGCUGACUGGGUUGUUGUACGCGUUGUUAGCCGGAUUGUUUGGUGCUCUCGCGUCCUCAUCUGCAAAGUUAUCUUUGGGUAGCAGUUACUUGAAGGAGCUGUGCGACACUGCUGAGAGACAGUGGGGUGUUGAGGAGGACAGUGGAACCCCUGGUGUCAACACGACAGCUUGUGAAUGGGUCCACAUUCCUCUGAGACUGGUGUGUGGCCUUCUGCUGUUCAGCUCCAAUGCUGUGAUGUGGACUUUCUUUGCCAAGGCUCUGCGACAUUCCUUGUCUUCGGCUCAGGCUACUGUAACCACUACUGCCUCUAAUUUCAUUUCUUCUGCAUUCCUUGGACAUGUGAUCUUUGGAGAAAGCCAUGCACUUCUGUGGUGGGUUGGCAUCUCACUAACCUUGCUGGGGCUCUUCAUCUUGCAUGGAUCCUCUCUCCAGAACCAACAAUUAGCUGUGAAAAAGGAGGCCUGAUGUCUUCGCUAUGAAGAUUGAAAAGAUGAUUUCUAAAUUAUUCAGCCAACUUUUCUGAAUAGUUUUAGUAUUCUGGUGUGCAGGGACCUGUGACCUCUAUAGCCAUUUUGUUUCAUUGCAAUUCUUCAGUAAGCUUUUCAAAUCACCCUGCUGUAAAUUGAAUGAUGUACACUUUCCACCACUUGGAGAACGUACUAUUGUGAAUUAGACCUCAGCUGUUUUGCAAGGUUGGACAGACUUUGGGACGCCUGCAGCGCAAGUCAGGGAGUCCAGCUGUUUGUCUAGACCAGGGGUCACCAAACUACGGCCCGCGGGCCAGAUCCGGCCCGCCACCCCCCUUUGACCGGCCCCCUAGCCCCCCAUCACUUGAACCGGCCCUAUGAGGCAAUCCCCACAAGUGGUCAUGGCCUAUUUUUUUAAAUUGCUUUUUGGCAAAUAAUAACAUGUCUGCAUCUUGUAUUUUGUUGAUUUUAUCAAUUAAAAUUGAUAUUUAGUUAUAAAAUGAACUAUUCAUAUUUUCCGAAUUUUCGUCAUAUGCUCGCGAUCAAGCAGUGACAGGCAGCGCACGUGCAGAGAACUGUCAGUGUUCAGGACAGCAAAAUGGCUAGCGGUCAGCGAAAAGCUGACCGAGAGUGCAGAGUUUUUAAAGAACAGUGGACUACUGAUUAUUUUUUUGUUCAGUGUAAGGACCGUGCAGUUUCUCUUGUAUGUAAAGAAAGUGUGCCGGUUUUCAAAGAAUAUAAUCUGCGUCGUCACUAUGAAACCCGCCACAAAGAGUAUGCUAGUUUGCGAGGGCAAACAAGAGAAGACAGGAUUCGGAGGAUGAAAUGCGGACUGGCUGCACAACAGAAUGUAUUCCUUCGCCAAACCCAGAUCAACCAGGCUGCUGUCUGAGCUAGCUAUAAGGUAGCUCACCUACUAGCUACCCAUGGAAAGCCGUUUACUGAUGGGGACUUUGUUAAAGUAUGCGUGCUUGCUGUGGCCGAGGAGGUGUGUCCCGACAAGAAGGAUGCGCUCGACGCGGUGAGUCUCUCCGCACCUACUAUGACCAGGCGAACCGAAGAUUUGGGGGACAACGUGUAUGACCAGCUGAAUGAGAAAGCGUCAGAAUUCGAGUUUUUUGCUUUGGCCGUGGAUGAGAGCAAUGACGUGCAGGACCCAGCACAACUGCUGUGAUCUAUUGAUCUAUUGCUCAUAUUAUAAUUUCACUGUUUUUAAAAUGUAUUUAUUUUAUAGGCCUAUUUAUUUGACCUUUAUUAAGUGCUGCAUACAAUUAUUAUUUAUAUUAUUAAUAAUAACAGGCCUACCUACAAUUUAUAAUUUUCCACUCACCUUUGCCAGUGUCAAUCACCUCAACUAGGCAGAUGUUUCUUACCUUGACAGCUUUGAUGUUAUUUUUAUUAGAAAAUAAAUAAAUGGAAUAUCUGUGGUAUUUCAAAUUAAAACAAAGUGUGAAGACUUGAUUACUACUUUUGCAAACCACUAGUAAAGAUAAACAAAUAUGUGCCAGGAAUCAAGUGUUGAUAUAGUAGUAUGGAUAUAGUAGUGUGGAUAUAGUAGUGGGGAUGGCUGUGCCAGGCUAGUAAUCUCUACUACACAAUGAGGCCUGCUGGUGGUCAUAUUUGUCUGGGUCAUACAAUUCUAUGUGAUAUAGCUGACCCAACCCCGGCCCCCAUCACAGUCAGGAACGACAGUGUGGCCCCCAGAGAAAAAAAGUUUGGUGACCCCUGGUCUAGACUGUUGGGGUAGUCAGUCAUUAGGAGGGCUUGUCUAGCAAUACAGGACUCCACAUAUGCUGCAGUGAAAUACUGAAAUGAAUGCUUGAAAGGGAACUUCAGGUUACGAUUAUAACAUUGCUUCUCUGAUAGCACGAGUAAAGGUAUCUCACCAGAUCACCCUUAUUACACAAAGCGAGCUAGAGUUGUGCUCAUUUUAAAUGAUGUAAAAACUAAACAUUGUUCAACACAGAAGGAGCAGCUUUCCAUGACAUGUUCGAGCACUAUGAAACUGUUUGAAUGUGCAUCUAUGUGAUGUUAAAAAUAAAAAACAAAACAGUGAGCACAUUAA
Messenger RNA from Neoarius graeffei (lesser salmon catfish), 2678 nucleotides. RefSeq names its product transmembrane protein 42a (gene tmem42a). Lineage: Eukaryota; Metazoa; Chordata; Actinopteri; Siluriformes; Ariidae. The coding region runs from base 144 to 611 and encodes 155 amino acids. The transcript has 3 exons. The record is from RefSeq and is a predicted model, not a curated record.